This is a messenger RNA of Capsicum annuum, 3629 nucleotides long. Its product is annotated as transcription factor CSA. The record is from RefSeq and is a predicted model, not a curated record. The coding region runs from base 151 to 1077 and encodes 308 amino acids. Lineage: Eukaryota; Viridiplantae; Streptophyta; Magnoliopsida; Solanales; Solanaceae. Gene Ontology annotation, biological process: regulation of DNA-templated transcription. The transcript is spliced from 2 exons. Gene Ontology annotation, cellular component: nucleus. Gene Ontology annotation, molecular function: RNA polymerase II cis-regulatory region sequence-specific DNA binding; DNA-binding transcription factor activity, RNA polymerase II-specific.
CUAUAUAUCUCUAAACCAACCCACUUUCGCUUACUCUUCUUUUAACAACUACUACUACUAUAUAUAUCACAUCUUUAUUCCAUUCAUUUUCUUUAAUCUGAUCAAGAUUACUAAUAAGUUUUCCGGCAGCUUGUUCAACCACAUAUAUACAUGGCAGAAGGUGGUGGUUAUGGUGAUGAUACAAGAAGUAGUUGUUGUCCACGUGGCCACUGGCGGCCAGCCGAAGACGAAAGGCUCAGGCUGCUUGUUGAACAAUAUGGUCCUCAAAAUUGGAACUCUAUUGCUGAAAAACUUCAAGGAAGAUCAGGAAAGAGUUGUAGAUUGAGAUGGUUUAACCAACUCGAUCCAAGAAUUAAUAGAAGGCCAUUUACAGAAGAAGAAGAAGAGAGACUUGUUGCUGCUCAUAGAAUACAUGGCAAUAAAUGGGCAUUAAUUUCAAGAUUAUUUCCAGGUAGAACUGACAAUGCUGUGAAGAAUCAUUGGCAUGUCCUAAUGGCAAGAAAGCAAAGGGAACAAUCCAAGAUUUGUGGCAAAAGAAGCUUAUACCAACAACAACAUGAUAAUUUUCUAAGUGAUUCUAAAUCACCCUCCUAUGGUUUUCGACGAAGGAACAUCAACAACAAUAAUAAUAUGACGAAAACACAUGAAGGUAAUUAUGGCUCCAAAAUCAACUUCUUUGAAUUCCAAAACCCUAACAAAGAUAGGGUUUUCUCAAUGUCUUCUACAUAUUCUUCUAAUUCACAUGACUUUUGUAGAAGAAAUGGGAGCCAUUUGGUUAGAGAAAGCUCAAUAGACCAAAAAUCUUUAUGUCAAAAUAAUUUAAGCUUUUUAAGCCAUGGAGGCGGAGCUAAUUAUAGUUACAGAAGGAGUACUAUUAUUCGAAACCCUUUCAGUUAUGUUGAUAGAAAUGAAUCUAACGGCAUAACAGAAAGGGUUGUGAAUAUUACCGAUGGUACAUUUUCCUUAGAGAAAAUGCUUAGGGAAAGCAUUGAACAACAACAACAGUAUGGAGAAGAAGCAAGGGAAAGGAAGGAUAUUCCCUUCAUAGAUUUUCUUGGUGUGGGGAUUUCUUCUUGAUUAUCUUUUUUUUUUCUCUGGCUAUUUUUUUGUUUAAUAUUAAACAAUUCUUUUCGAUUUCUUUUCGUUGUUAAUUAAAAUAUAAGUAUUUGAUAUGCCUCCUAAAUAAUUUCUUUAUCGUGUUAAUUAUUUCACCUAUAGUUGUUGUGAUAGCUAAUUAUCUAGCUGUUUCUUUAACCUCUAAGGUAAAAAUGUACUCCUAGGUUUUACUUAUAAUCAUCCUAAUUUCUUGCGGAGAUGGAUUUUGAACACUUAGCACAAUAUAUGUAAUAAACUUUGAUAUGAAUCAAUUUUUGUAUGGACUUAAUUAAUUAGUUUAUAUAUAAUAUCUUCUUAUAAAUGGGAAUUAAGUUGUACUGAUUUUUCUUAAUUUUAUUUCCCAGUGUAUUGAUCUUCUUUUUUCCCAUGUGUUACGUGACAUUGAAAGAUUAUCUUUGCGUUUCUUUCUCAAAUUUUCUGAUGUUUUUUUUUCUCAUUUUGGUAGAAAGUGCAAGUAUCAAUUUCGUGCAGGUAAGACUCAGUUGCUAAUCUCUUAAGUGAAAAAGAGGGAAACUAAAUUGAUGUGAUGUAAAAAAUUGCAACAUUUAAGGAGAAGCUCCAUAUUAUAUGUUGUUGAUAGUUAUUUGAAACAUGCACUGAAAGAUACAAUAUACUAGUUUGAUACAUGACUGUUUAUUAUGUGUAUAACGCCCCUCUAUCUUAUUAUCUGGUAAAGUGUGUUGCUUUCUUCGAAUUAUCAUUGUUCGAUAUUUGCUUUUGGUCCUGUUUUUGGAAUUUGGAUUCGAAUAUAAUACUUAAGGUCCAUUAAAGGGGAGAAGUGCUCUCCCCUAGACUUUUAUCAUUUUUAAAUUUCAAAUCCAACAUUUUUGAUUAAAUGUAGAGUGAUAUUAUUCAUCUCAUCACAAUCCUCAAAAUCAAUAAAUACUUAUCCACUGAAUGUUUACAUCAAAUCAAUGCGACUUACAAUGGUUAACUAAUAUAAUAAAGUACAUUCUAUACAUUAGCUAAUCAUGGUUAAGUACUGAUAUAUAGUCAUAUAUUUAAACACAUGUUAUAUGCAUCCAUUGAUCUGGUGUAAAUAUUCUAUGUGAGUAAAGCUUUUAGAUAAUCAUAGUAUCUCUGCUUAUAUAUGCUAUGAAGUUGUUGAGGAUAUUAUAUAUCAGUGUCAAUAAGAUGUAAAAAUUACAAAAUUUAAGGAGAAGCUGCACACAUAUAUAUAUAUUGUUGAAAGCUGUUUGAAAGAUACACUGAUAGUUACAACAUACUAGUUUGAUAUCUGACUAUUUAUUGCAUGUAUAACUCCCCUCUAUUUAAUUAACUUGUAAAUAUAUUACUUUCUUCGAUCGAGCUAUUCAUUUUUCUAUAUUUGUUUUGGGUCCUCGAUUUUGGAUUCGCAAUGCGUAAGGUUUAUUAAGGAAGGAAGCACUCUCACCUAGAAUCUUUUUUAUUUAUAAAACUUGAACAUAAAAUUUCUAAUUAUAUAUAGAGAAAUAUUAUCCAAUAUCACCUUGAUAAUCAUAUUUUUCUAUUUAUAUAUGUUAUGAAGUUGUGUUGAGGGUACUCCAAUUUUUAGAUUUGGGAUAUAUAUCUUACAUUAAUUUGUCAUUCUGUACUUUGAUUAGUGUUACGCUGAUUGACUAAUUACAACUUACAACUUUUUAAAAAUUUAGUUAUCUAACUGUCAUUUUCUUUUGUUUAUACACUUUUUAUCUGAUAGGAGGAUUUUCACAAUUUUGUACUUAGAUUUCUGUUUACCAGAACACUAAAAUAUGUGCUCUAAGGGAUCGUCAAGAUAAAAGGAUAGAAUGAUUUCGAGAUAAGAUGUGAAAUUCAUAUACCGUACUUAUUUGAAUUUUGAUUCCGGUAGAUUAAGCAAUUUUGGUACAGUUUAUAUCAUAGUUGUAGUAUUUUUUUUUUAAUCACAUUAUUCAUAGUGGAGUAUCUAAUAAUCUGAGAAUUAUUAAUUUCGAGAUAAACUACUCUUAUCUUUCAUUUUACUUGUUCAGUUUAUUAAAAUACUUGUUCGAUUUAAAAAAUAAGAUCUAAUUUAUUAUUUUUUAUUUAUUUUAUCAUUAUUAAAUACUAUUCAUUUUCAAACAUUCAAAUGACUGAUUAUUAAUAGGCAUGAUAUAGUAAAAUUACUUUCAUUUAUAAUUUCUUAAGAGGUGUGCGAAGUCAAACAUGAACAAAUAAAGAUGAAUGGAGGAAGUAAUAAAACGGAAAAGAUCACAACAAUCUCCAAAGCUCGUCUCCAAAAAUACUUUAAGGGGUCGUUUUGUAGGAUGCAUUAUAAAAAAUAAUGCAUGUAUUUGUUCUGUGUGUUACUAUUUUUUUUAUUCUGUGUAUUACUAAUAUCUUGUUUGCUACAUUUUUUUCAACCUAUGUAUAACUAAUGCAGGCAUUAGUUAUACACUCUAUUGUGUAUUAUGUGAUGCAUAACUAAUACAUGAAAAAACCUUAGUAUUAGUAACGCAGUGAACUUUAAUACAUGCAUUAGCAUAGAUAAAGACAAAAUGACCCCUCAAAAUAUUUUCCACGUCAUUUUCAUUAUA